Knipowitschia caucasica is the source of this 3879-nucleotide messenger RNA. NCBI's taxonomy places the organism in Eukaryota, Metazoa, Chordata, Actinopteri, Gobiiformes, Gobiidae. The record is from the annotation of a GenBank genome assembly.
AUGGAAAACUUCAUUCUGUACGAGAAGCUGGGAUCAGGGAGCCGGUCUGUUGUCCAAAAAGGAAGAUUGAAAGGAAGUCUCAACUAUGUGGCUGUUGUGUGUUCUGACAAAGUCAAAAGACCGGAGAUCAUCAACCAUGUCCGCCUUUGUCAUGAUUUUGAGCAUCCCAACAUUGUAUCGUUUUAUGAAUGGUAUGAAACCAGAAAUCAUCUGUGGUUAGUAGUGGAGCUCUGUACAGGUGGCUCUUUGGAGUCUAUAGUUACCCAAGAUGGAUAUCUGUCAGAGGAUGUUGUCAGAAGUUUUGGAUGGAGUCUAGUCCAAGGAUUACAUUAUAUUCAUGAAAUGGGGGUGAUAUUAUCCGACCUAACACCAGCCAAGAUUCUCCUGGACAAUAGUGGUAUCUUAAAAUUUAGUAAUUUCUGUCACUCUAAAGCUGGAGGGGAAACCAUGGAUGAUAUUAUGAAUUUGGUUUCUACCCCUGAAAUAAUGGAACAGGGAGAUGUGCUGGAGCAGCUUGACAUAAUACAAACUAAAUUAAAAGGUUCGUUACUUUAUAAAGCCCCUGAAGUGUUUCUGGGAUCAGAAACAAGCAUGAGUUCAGACCUCUGGGCAUUGGGCUGUAUUCUCCAUUACAUGUACACAGGAAAGCCUCCAUUUUAUUGUGACAAAAGUGAUGAACUAACAAAUAUUAUUUUAUACAAAGAACCAUCACCGCUAAAACAACAAGAUUCUUCUGCAGAACCAAGUGAGAACUUGUCAAGCCUUAUUAAGGACCUUCUUAUUAAAGAUCCUUACAAAAGGAUGAACUGGCCUGAGUUGUUGCAACAUUCGUUUUGGGAUAAAGCUAGAAAAGAAGACGAGGCAUGUUAUGAUGAAGAGGAGUUUGAGACAGAUGAGGUUGAAGAAGAGAUUUUGGUUGAGUGUUCAACAAGUGAACGAAAUCUUCACAGUUUUUCUACUGCGGGUAGUUGUCUUGAUGAACACUCAAGGAAAAGUGCCUAUAGUGAAAGAAAGGUCGACAAGUUUGCUGAAAGUAAAAACACAAUUAAGUCAAUGUCUUUGGAUAGUCUAACAGAUUUCAGGCCAAAAGAAGGUGGGGAUGAUGAGGAGAAUACUGAGGGUUUAUUUCUGCUCAGUUCAUGUAUGAAUUCCAGAAAUGACAUCAGUCUCUCAGAAGGCUGUCCGUCAUCAGGGCCUCAGCCCACCACUGGCUCUGACAUCAUGUCAACCGUAAAAGUUCUUCUUUUCACUGAGUCAGACCUUACUAUCACAUCAAUCAUGGACAACCCAAAGAUUUUGAAGAGUAUACCAGUGCGGUUUGAUGCUAAAAGUCUUUGUGUGCCAGCAUAUUCAGCGGAAAAGCUUCUGUCCUUAAAUGACGAUGGUUGGAGCAUUUUUCUCAAGCAAAUCUGUUCAUUUUGUGAAGAAAAUCGGUCCACUUCUGCUGUCGGAAGUCCUCUUCCAGGUACAACCUGUUCAAAUGCCGCUCGCGCAAAACUGAAUCUGUUUUGCUACCUGUGCUGUGUGGUUGGACAUCAACAUAUUGCCAACAAGAUUUUGAAUUCUAGUCUGCUUCCGCUGUUGACGCAGCAGAUACGACACGCUCCAAACUGGGAUGUGAAAAGCAAAGUUCUUAGAGUUUUAGGACUUUUGGCAUUACACUGUACUGAUCUAGAAGAGCAUAGUCCUGUCUCUGAGGUGGUAACGACACUGACAGACCUGCUCAGGGAAAACUUACGAAACAGCAAAGUCAAGCACUUCCUGCUGCCGCCUCUCGGGGAGUUCCUCUACCUCAUCGCUUCACAGCAGGAGAAGAGAGGCUCCCCAGAGGGACUGUGGUUCGUUCCCGCUGCCGCCUACACCAGCUUAAUGAGGAGCCUGCGGGAAGGAGAUGAUUCAGUAAUUCAUCAUAUGGCUGCUAAAGCGGUUGAGAACAUUGCUACAGUGAUCCCUGGCCCAGCCCACUGCCUGGUGACCUCUGACACAGGCCCCGCCCUGUGGUACCUGUUCACCCACUCCACUGUGGAGGCAGUCAGAGUCACUGCCAUAUCUGCCCUCUGCCGGCUCACGCGGGUCGCCCCUGCAGUCUUCUGUGCAGUGAUUGACGUGUGUGGCCCUGCAGUUAUAUUGGAGGCAGUGGGUGGGGCAGGAGCCAGGGUCCAGCAGCACCUCCUGACUGCUCUGACCACGGCUCUGCUCACAACCAAAACAUACACCCACCGCAUCACUCAGAGCCAGAACCUGGUAGUGAAGGCUCUCCGCUGCCUUGAGAGUCCAUCCACAGUGACCCGAGCCAAAGCAUCACUGCUGUUGCUGCUGUUACUCCGAGACAAUACACAAACACUGCUGUACUGCUGUCAACACAGACUGGUGAUGUACCUCGAGCGAGACUUCCGGAAGGCCACUGUGCUGAGGGAGAACACGGUCCAGUCAGGAUACCUGUCCCAAUGUCUGGAAGUCAUGACUUCAUACCUGAGCCACACUGCACCACAGAUACUAGAGGAUGUGUUGUGUGCACUGAAAGGUGUGGUCGGGAGAAAGCACCCGUCAACUGCUCAGAGCCGACAGCUCAAACUCAUUUUACCAAAUGCAUCCAUUGUGUUGGAGCUUCUUUCUUCUCAGGUUUUCAGGUCACAGAUUGUGACAGAGAAGUUUCUGGAUAACAUUGGACAACUUCUUGACCAUAUAAUUAAUAUUGACUCAAAUGAAACUAAUCUGGCUUGUGCUGUGGGUGCAGCCACCUGUGAUGCAUUGAUACGUACAUCUCUGUCUAUUGUGGAAGUCUUAAGCCAACACCAGGCCCUCAUCUCUACACACCACACCAUUGUGGUGGAUAAAGUCCUGCCUCCACUCAUGACCUUGGCCUUCAGCAAAAAUGUGGAGUGGUGUCAGUUUGUGCUACAGGUGCUUUCAGAGCUCGGCCUAGUCCUCCUCAUUGAAGAGGAAAAAACUCAGCGAGACAAACAUAAGGCACAAUUAGUCGCUCUCAUUUCAAACUCUCUACUUUCAAGGUAUGAGAGCCUUCUUCGAGCCUCAGAGCCAAUCCCUGUUUAUGCCAUAAAACUGCUAGUGUCAAUGACGGAACACAGCGCUCAGAUCUGCAGGUUAAUAAAACACAGCACGAUUCUACCAGUGGUCUUUCAGCUCAUUAUGGCCUGCAAUAAUAAUGUGACCAGUGGGAUGGUUCAAAAUGCUGUUGCUCUGCUCUGUAACUUGAGUGGAGACACCAUUUUGGACCUAGAGCCUGUGCAUCAACAAGGCCUUGCAGAGGUGGUGGUGAAGACUUUGACCGAUGUGGCUUCAGUUCAUCUGGAUGGAAGGCUCAGUGACCGGAGGAGGGUCAGCCAGCCCGUCCAGCCCACCCUCCCCCCGCUGUUGGAGCUGCUGCACAACAUCCUCAAACAGACGUCCUCCGUCGUCCGCACAGCUCUGCAGAGCCAGAGGCUAUCUUGUCCAGCGGUGGAGACAGAGGCAGCAGAGAAGCUGCUCCUGGCCAACAGACCCCUGAGCCAAGUCAGCACUCACCUCAUCCACCUGUUGUCCGCAGAGCAUCAGGAGGUGUGGGAGGAAUCUCUUCAGUGCCUCUCCAUCUUGGUCCAGCUGUACGGAGGCGAGGGCCAGGACUGUCUCUCUGCAUCCUGUCUGUGCAGUUUUGUACACGUCCUCCGCUCCCACACUGAGCACAUUCGGGCUUUGCGCACUGCUCUGUGGAUUAUUAAGAGGCUGAUGCAAACCACUGGCACUGAUAAGUCCCAGUGGACGACCAGUUCUGAAGGAGGCCAACUUCUUGCUGUUAUCCAGGAACUCUCCCAGUCUGACAGAUGCCAUGCGGAGGUGGUGUCACUGGCUGCUGAAAUUAUUUCUCAAAAGACUAGAUAA